Sphaerodactylus townsendi is the source of this 2783-nucleotide messenger RNA. RefSeq names its product par-6 family cell polarity regulator gamma (gene PARD6G). Bases 274 to 1428 code for a protein of 384 amino acids. Lineage: Eukaryota; Metazoa; Chordata; Lepidosauria; Squamata; Sphaerodactylidae. Gene Ontology annotation, molecular function: protein kinase C binding. Gene Ontology annotation, biological process: regulation of cellular localization; centrosome cycle; establishment or maintenance of cell polarity. Gene Ontology annotation, cellular component: nucleus; cell cortex; apical plasma membrane. The transcript has 3 exons. The record is from RefSeq and is a predicted model, not a curated record.
UUGAGCGCGAGGCGCGUCGCGAGCUGCCCGCGAGCGCUCGCAACAAACAGCAGCCUGGCCGGGCAGCGAUUCGCGCGCGAGGACAAAGUGAAAGAAUCCGGAGAGGCUGCAGCGGCGUUCCAAAAGAAAGUUGCAUUCCAGGGCCGGGGCGGCAGCAACCAGCCGCUUGCCCGGGGGGCGCUUUCUCACGGAGGCGGUGGAUCCUCCAGCCCUUGCGGAGCGGGGGCGAAGAAGAGGCGGAGGACGGGGGGGUUGUAACUGGGGGCCGAGAAAAUGAAUCGGAGCUUUAACAAAUCUCCGAGCCUGCGGUAUUUUGGUUAUAGCGCGGUGGAAGUCAAAAGUAAGUUUGGUGCAGAAUUUCGAAGAUUUUCUCUGGAUCGUUACAAGCCAGGGAAAUUUGAAGACUUCUACAAACUUAUUCUUCACAUCCACCACAUAUCUAACAUGGAAGUUAUGAUUGGAUAUGCAGAUAUACAUGGGGAUCUUCUUCCUAUUAAUAAUGAUGACAACUUCUUCAAGGCUGUCUCAAGUGCAAACCCGUUGCUUAGGAUUUUUAUACAAAAACAAGAUGAAGCAGAUUAUGGUAAUUUUGGUUCAAACACCUUGACUAGGAAAAAGAAAGCUCUGGUGGCCCUCCGGAACGACAAUCUUCGUAGGCGCCCCCACGUUAAUAUCAGCAUGCCACACGAUUUUCGGCCUGUGUCUUCCAUCAUUGAUGUGGACAUUUUACCUGAAACUCAUAGGAGGGUAAGAUUAUAUCGACAUGGAUGUGAAAAGCCGCUGGGAUUUUACAUUCGUGAUGGGACGAGCGUCAGAGUAACUCCUCACGGGCUGGAAAAGGUACCGGGCAUCUUCAUCUCACGGAUGGUUCCUGGCGGCUUAGCAGAGAGCACAGGCUUGCUAGCUGUCAAUGACGAAGUCCUGGAAGUGAAUGGCAUAGAAGUGGCAGGAAAAACUCUUGACCAGGUAACAGACAUGAUGAUCGCCAACAGCCAUAAUCUGAUCAUCACCGUCAAGCCAGCAAACCAAAGGAACAAUAUUAUCAGAAGCAGUCGGAUGUCUGGGAGCUCUGGCCAAUCUACAGACAGCACUGCGAGCCACCAUAGUUUGCCCUCUUCUCAUGUCCUGCAGAACUUCCACCCUGAUGAAAUGGAGAGUGACGAGGAGGCUGACAUUGUAAUCGAGGGUUGCCUGGAACCACAGCACAUUCCAAAAUCACACAGUCUUCCUUCCGGCAGCCUGUCCCGAAUUAAUGGCAGCAGUCUUAGCCACAGACUUCAGAGGGACCUGGUAUUCAACAACAGCUUGGGGCGUGAAAGCAAUGGCAAUAUUCACAAAAUUCUAAGUUCCUUAAAAACUGAUCCUCGUCAUAGCUUGGUUAUCCCUAAAGGUGGCAUCGAGGAGGAUGGAACGGUGAUUACACUCUAGUCUGACGUCUUUAUGUCUUUAGUCCCUCGUGCCAACUAGAUCAAAUCUAUCAACCUAUUAAGGAGUGAGAACGUCCUCGUUGACCUUCAUGUGAAACAUGUUACUGUCCGUAAAAGGACUGUUUCUAAAGUACACAUAAAUGUGUGACCUAUCGCAACUCACGAAAAAUUGUAAAUACGUUUUUUUUUUAUUUCCAGGGCCAAAUUGAGGGGGUGAGUGGCAAGCUAAACUGUUUUUAGGAAAAUCUUACAAAAAACCUUUGGCUAUACUACAGAAAUACUAGCAGUUGAACUGUGUAUCUGCUACUUAUGUAGAGGUACUCUUCAUACAUCCAGGUGCACAGUUUAUAUUUUGGUGAUGAUAACAAUUUGGAAUGGGUAUUCAUAAAUUAGUCUCAGAGGAAAAGCUACUCUUGAAUGUUCUAAAAUUCCAAGGGUUAAUUUCCUGCCACUAGAUACUGUUCUUUAGCUUGUUUACACACAAAGAUUGACUAUCUUGCACCUAAUUCAGAAAAGGACUGCCUAAAGAGUCAGCUUUGUACUCUGGCAGUAACGUUGAAGGGGAUGCUUUAUUUACAUUUUUAAAACAAAAUGUUGACCAAAUAAUGAUUUGUAUUAUAUUUUUUUAAAGACUGGAAGUGAAGUAGAAGAUGGAUAUUAUUGGCAUCAUUUUCUUUUAGAUCAGCACUGCCUGCUGGUCAGUAACAGUACUGCCUGAACUUAAACUUCAGUGCUACAUGUGAAAAGGUAGGGAAAGGACAGCAUGGAAGAUUUAAUCACUGCACCGCUAUUAUGUGGGGUUUGCAUUCUCUUUUUAUUGCUGAAAUAAUUAUUAGAGAAACGUAAUUGUCUUAUCUUGGUAACGUGAUCGGAUAAGAAAACUUAACAAUCCCUUUGCUUUGGCGCAGUUGCGGAUUCAUCCAAAUUGAUCAAUGUGUUCAGAAUUAAUUUCAACCCUGAGUCUUGAAUCAUGAAAGCCGGCUACUGUUUGGGGCGUAUUGACUGAUUUUCUAAUCUAGUUUAUAGAACUCUUUUUUUCCCUUCCCAGAGUUGCUGCAAUUCUGCAACAUGCGGGGAGUUUUAAGCAAAGUGUAUCUUAGCCUGUUGUUGUCAUGAUCAUGAUUAAUUAUAAAAUGAGGCAAUAACAGUCUACUCCAAAAUAAAGUUUUUCCCAGCUCUGUUUUCUCUCUUCCAUAAAAUGCCACAAGUUGUUAAUAGAAAAGAAUCUGUUGAACAUAUUCAUGAAAUGUCUAGGAACAAAAUAUUGUUUUACAGUGUAUUUUUCUAUUUUUAGCUGUCAUUUUUCUUUGUUUUUAAUGUGUAGUAUUGUGUAUAAUUAAAGUAUUUCUAAAGAAA